AUGAUAAAUACGGAAUGGACACGUUAUGAGGCAUCAGCACGCGCUUGUGCUGCAGAAAUCGAUGAAAUGAUUGAAGAGAUCCGCUCAAUGUUCACGCAAGAAGUGUCCAUUGAUGCAGGUUUCCAUCCCCGAAUGAUUGGUGUUCGUGGGAAGAAUCUCAAGAAGCUCAUGGAAGAUUACGGAGUUGAAAUCCGUUUCCCCCGUGAUGCAGCUGAUCCCAACCUCGUUAUCAUUGCCGGGAAAAGCGAAGAUGCCGUGUACGACUGCAUCGAUCAUCUGCGCGCUGAAGAGGAAGAGUAUCUAGUUGACCAUGUGGAUAGGGUAUGUUCAAAUGAUCUCGACAAUAUUAACAUUUAUAUCUCCUCGUCAAAUUCCUGAAU
Messenger RNA from Strongylus vulgaris, 380 nucleotides. NCBI's taxonomy places the organism in Eukaryota, Metazoa, Nematoda, Chromadorea, Rhabditida, Strongylidae. The record is from the annotation of a GenBank genome assembly.